Lotus japonicus is the source of this 1355-nucleotide messenger RNA. Its product is annotated as casein kinase II subunit beta-1-like. Gene Ontology annotation, cellular component: cytoplasm; protein kinase CK2 complex. The coding region runs from base 232 to 1092 and encodes 286 amino acids. Lineage: Eukaryota; Viridiplantae; Streptophyta; Magnoliopsida; Fabales; Fabaceae. Gene Ontology annotation, molecular function: protein kinase regulator activity. The record is from RefSeq and is a predicted model, not a curated record. The transcript has 5 exons.
AAAUAAUUUGUCAGGAAUAGAAUAACAAAAACUCGGGUGGAACAACAACAAGAACGAACGAACGAACGAAUCAUCAAUCAUCGUUUUCAUGUUUCAAUCUCAAUUGAUUGUGUUGCUGUUAUAUUCAUUCUAACUAGUUCAUCAAUUCAAUUCAUCAUCAUCAUCAUCAUCAUCAUCGUUCUCUGAAUCAAAACCCUACCGAGAGAGAGAGAGAGAGAGAGAGCAGUUAUUAUGUACAGAGACCGUGGCGGUGCCGUUGGAUCCAAAUCCGAGGUGGCGCCUCCCGUUGAUCGGAAGCGAAUCAACGACGUCCUCGACAAGCAGCUCGAACGAUCCUCACCCUCCACUUCCCGCCCUAUCAACGCCAAGGACAGGGCCUCUCUCUUGUCCUCCACCGCCCACAGGGACUCUCGCAACCCUGCUCCUCCCCCUAUCUCCAAGAAUUCCAACGCUUCUGAUGCUGCAGAGGAAUCUGAAACAGACAGUGAAGAGUCUGAUGUUAGCGGUUCUGACGGAGAGGACACGUCUUGGAUCUCGUGGUUCUGUAAUUUGAGAGGAAAUGAGUUCUUUUGCGAGGUUGACGAUGAUUACAUCCAAGACGAUUUCAACCUUUGUGGGUUGAGCAGUCAAGUGCCUUACUAUGAUUAUGCACUCGAUUUAAUUUUGGAUGUCGAAUCCUCCCAUGGUGACAUGUUUACGGAGGAACAAAAUGAGUUAAUUGAAUCAGCAGCGGAGAUGCUGUAUGGUCUGAUUCAUGCCCGGUACAUUUUGACAAGCAAAGGAAUGGCUGCCAUGCUGGACAAAUACAAGAACUAUGAUUUUGGAAGAUGCCCAAGAGUUUACUGCUCUGGACAACCUUGUCUUCCAGUUGGCCAGUCAGACAUUCCAAGGUCUAGUACUGUGAAAAUUUAUUGCCCUAGGUGUGAAGACAUUUACUAUCCUCGGUCCAAAUAUCAAGGCAACAUUGAUGGAGCUUAUUUUGGUACUACAUUUCCUCACCUGUUCCUGAUGACUUAUGGACAACUGAAGCCACAGAAACCAUCACAGAGCUACGUUCCGAGAGUUUUUGGCUUUAAGCUUCACAAGCCAUGAGGCGAAACUUCCGAGAAAGUAAGAGUUUGCCCAUGCCUUGUUUAACUCUUUCUCAGCACUCGUCGCAACAACAUGAGCUUUCCAAAUCCGCACAAUACAAAAAUUCUGUUUUAUUUGUUUUAGGAGCGUGUUGUAAAGUACAUUGCAGACAUGUCAUGCAAAUGCUUAGUUUCUAUUUCAGCUUGGAAUUCAACCAGCUUCAACUUCAAUGAGCAAGUGCAUAGGUACUUCAGUGCACUUUGAUUUACUUAUGAUUAAUCUCA